This is a messenger RNA of Oppia nitens, 1893 nucleotides long. RefSeq names its product methionine aminopeptidase 2-like. Bases 241 to 1773 code for a protein of 510 amino acids. Lineage: Eukaryota; Metazoa; Arthropoda; Arachnida; Sarcoptiformes; Oppiidae. Gene Ontology annotation, biological process: proteolysis. Gene Ontology annotation, molecular function: metalloaminopeptidase activity. The record is from RefSeq and is a predicted model, not a curated record. The transcript has 6 exons.
AAUCGAAAAAUUUAUUACUAAUGUAUUACUACUACUACUACUACUACUGUUAUGUUUGAAUGGAAACAAUGUUUUUUCAAUAAUACAAUUAAUUAAUUAAUUAUUUAAUCAAUCAAUCAAUUGAUUUAUAAAAACUAAAUUUUUUUUUUUUAAUUUAGUUUAAGAUUUCUUGAGUUCAGUUCAGUUCAGUUCAGUUGUUGUUGUGGUAGAAGAAGAGGAAGAAUAAGACGGAAGAAAACGAUGGCCGCAGUCGUUACCGAUGAGGACAACAAGCGUGUCGAGUGUCCCGGCGGUGUUGAUGAUGACCACCACCACAGCGACAACGGUGUCAACGAAAUUACCGAUGCAUUGAAUGGCCAACAAUUGGAUUCACAGAAGAAGAAGAACAAGAAAAAGAAGAAGAAAAACAAAAGCCAGAAGACUCAGGAAGAAGAAGAUGGCGGAGAAGUAGGAGGAGAACAGCUGACCAUCAAUGAUGACGACAACAACAAUACUAAUGGUGGCCAUAAUAAUGGCGGUCCAGUAGAUGGUGGCGACGACGGCGAUGACAACAGUCAGUCGGCGACAGCCGGUCAACAGAAAAAGAAAAAUCGUAAGAAAAACAAACCAAAAUCAACGACCAAUACAAGUACCACAGCUAGUUGUGGCGGCGGCGGACAACGUAAACAGCAAACAACGCCGCCGACAGUGGCCAUUGCCGAUCUGUUUCCCGAUACUGAUUUCCCCAUUGGCCAAGAAAUGGACUAUCCUGUACCGCGUGAUAGUCAAACGGCGUCCAAUCGUAUGACAUCGGCCGAGAAGAAAGUCCUGGAUAUGGCCAACACUGAGAUCUACAAAGAGCUACGACUGGCGGCCGAAGCCCACCGUCAGACCAGACAGUAUAUGCAUACAGUUAUCAAACCGGGACUAACGAUGAUUCAGAUUUGCGAAACACUUGAGGAAACGGCACGCAAAUUGAUCGGCGAAAAUGGACUCGAAGCUGGUCUGGCCUUUCCGACCGGUUGUUCGCUGAAUCAUUGCGCCGCACACUAUACGCCCAACGCUGGCGAUCCGACUGUCCUACAGUAUGACGAUGUCUGCAAAAUAGAUUUCGGUACUCAUAUCAACGGACGUAUUAUUGACUGCGCGUUUACCGUUGCGUUCAACAAUAAAUAUGAUAAACUGCUGGAAGCGGUCAGAGAUGCCACCAAUACUGGUAUCAAAACGGCCGGAAUCGAUGUCCGACUUUGCGAUGUCGGCGAAGCCAUUCAAGAGGUUAUGGAAUCGUAUGAAGUGGAAAUCGAUGGCAAAGUAUAUCCAGUUAAAUCAAUUCGCAACCUAAAUGGCCAUUCAAUUGGUUCGUAUCGAAUCCAUGCGGGAAAGACAGUACCGAUUGUCAAAGGAGGCGAACAGACAAAAAUGGAGGAAGGAGAGUUCUAUGCAAUUGAAACGUUUGGAAGUACUGGCAAAGGCUACGUUCACGACGAUAUGGAGACAUCCCAUUACAUGAAGAACUACGAAGUCGGACACGUACCGCUUCGUUUGGCCAAAUCUAAGCAACUAUUGAAUGUGAUUAACCAAAACUUCAGUACACUAGCAUUUUGUCGCCGAUGGUUAGACCGUUUAGGUCAGACCCGUUAUCUAAUGUCGCUGAAAGAUCUGUGCGAAAAGGGUAUCGUUGCUCCCUAUCCGCCACUGUGCGACCAAAAGGGCUGUUAUACCGCCCAGUUUGAGCACACAAUCAUAUUGAGACCGACCUGUAAGGAAGUGGUCAGCAGAGGCGAUGACUAUUAGUAUUUGAAUUUGAAUUUGAUUUUUUUUGGAUACUCUUAUUAUUUCUAUUAUUUUUUUUAAAAAAGAAAUUUAUAAUUAUUAGUACAGUUUAAGUCAUCAACAAAUAUCUAUAUUUAAAAA